GGCGAGUGGAGAUGCUCGUGGUAUCGUCACUGUGCAAUGUCAUCCCGGUCCCAGUCGCGAGGGUAGGCCGGCGGUGGAGAAGCGAUGCGGGGCACGGCACGCCCGACAGCCACAGGCCGGGUGCAGGUAUGCCGGCCGGCCGCGACGACGCGAGCAGUGACGAAGGCGCGCGCCCGCGUGCCCUCCGUCCCAGUCGCAUCCUGUCAUCUAGCGCCGCGGCUCCUAGCUCCGGCAUCCACUGAUGAAAAAGGCCCGCGACCACGAGCCCAGGGGCAGCUACUGAGUGGCGUUCCACCGUUCGUCCGCCCGCCAGUUAAUACACUGGAAAGCUUGCGGCCGGUGCCGACGGCGGGGAGGCCGCCGUAGCCGCGAGAGGAACUGGGCCGAAAGAGGAGCUGAUCCACCCGGCAGUGCAAUGGUGAUUGUGCAGAUGGGUUCCCUCACAAAUGAUUGGAUGACAAACUUGUGUGGGAGCCCAGUAUGCUCCAACCAAGCUGUACUUUCAUGUGUGCUGAAGGAUGUAUUUGACUCUUCCACUUGCAUAAAUCAUCUGAUGGUGAUUGGCAUCAAUGUGCUGCUCAUAAUCAUGCUCACACUCCAACUGAUUGUCAAAAUACCGAAGAGUAGAGCUUCUAUGCGACAGCUUGUCACACUCAGUUCACCACUGCAGUUGGCUGCGGUAGUGUUCAAUUUCUGCUUGGGUUUGGUUUAUCUUGGCUUAGGACUGUGGAUGCUGUUGAAUAUGUUCAGUCGGGAUGCUUAUGUUUACCUGCCACACUGGUGGCUUCUGACAUUAUCUCAAGGAUUCAGUUUGAUCUUUUCCGGCUUCGCUUUCAGCAUCAGGCCUCUAUUUCUUGGAGCUUCAUUUAUUAGAUUCUGGUCUGUCGCGCUGACCAUCGACGGAGCAUUCAUAUGUUGUUCCUCAGUUGUUGAGAUUGUUGUAGAGAAGGCAAUCACCAUUAAGGCCUGUUUAGAUCUUCUGUCCCUACCAGCUGCAUUUCUCCUUCUACUUCAUUGCAUUCAGUGUAGCCAUGAUGAAGAGGGUUACCAAGGAACCGGAAAUGCUUUAUACAAGCCCCUGAACACGGGGGCAGAUAGUGAGAUGGCUGAUUCUGAUAAUAAGGUGACUCCUUUAGCUAAAGCUGGUUUUUUCAGCAACAUGUCAUUUUGGUGGCUGAAUCAUUUGAUGAAGAUGGGUUAUGAGAAACCUCUUGAGGAAAAAGAUGUGCCACUUCUACAAACCACAGACCGUGCACAUAACCAGUACUUGAUGUUCUUGGAGGAACUGAACAAUAAGCAGUCCCAGUCACACGACACACCAUCAAUCUUGUGGACUAUUGUUUCUUGUCACAAGCGUGCGAUCUUCGUGUCAGGUUUCUUUGCUUUACUCAAGGUUCUCACCUUAUCUACAGGCCCAAUACUUCUCAAGGCAUUCAUCAAUAUAUCGCUUGGGAAAGGGACCUUUAAAUAUGAAGGCUUCGUGCUGGCUGCAACAAUGUUUGUCGGCAAAUGUUGUGAAUCUUUGUCGCAGAGGCAGUGGUACUUCCGCACUCGCAGAUUAGGUCUACAGGUGAGAUCACUCCUGUCAGCAGCUAUUUAUAAGAAGCAACAGAAGCUGUCUAACUCUGCAAAAAUGAGGCACUCUUCUGGAGAAAUUAUGAACUAUGUGACUGUUGAUGCUUACCGGAUUGGGGAAUUCCCAUACUGGUUCCACCAAACAUGGACAACAACUGUUCAACUUUGCAUUGCUCUGGCAAUCCUGUACAAUGCAGUUGGUGCUGCAUCGGCUUCAUCGUUGGCUGUCAUAAUUAUCACUGUACUUGCUAAUGCUCCAUUGGCCAAGCUGCAACACAAAUUUCAGAGUAAGCUUAUGGAAGCACAAGAUGUAAGAUUGAAGGCCAUGUCUGAGUCCUUAGUUCAUAUGAAGAUCUUGAAACUUUAUGCAUGGGAAGCUCAUUUCAAGAAGGUUAUCGAGGGGUUGAGGGAGGUUGAGUAUAAGUGGUUAUCAGCAUUCCUGCUUAGGAGGGCAUACAACAGUUUCCUGUUCUGGUCAUCACCUGUUUUAGUUUCAGCGGCAACCUUUCUAACAUGCUAUCUUUUGAAAAUCCCUCUUGAUGCUAGCAACGUGUUUACCACUGUGGCAACUCUGCGUCUUGUGCAAGACCCAGUUAGGUCAAUACCAAUUGUUAUUGCGGUAUUCAUACAAGCUAAGGUUGCUUUCACUAGGAUAUCAAAGUUCCUUGAUGCACCUGAGCUGAAUGGGGAACUUAGGAAGAAAUACCAUGUGGGCACUGAUAACCCAAUAACGAUGAACUCAUGCGGGUUCUCAUGGGAUGAGACUUCAUCAAAACCAACUCUAAGGAAUAUAAAUUUGGAAGUCAGAGCUGGAGAAAAGAUUGCAAUUUGUGGAGAGGUAGGAUCAGGAAAGUCCACUCUUUUGGCUGCUGUCCUUGGAGAGGUCCCCAAAAUUGAAGGCGUGAUUCAAGUCUGUGGGAAAAUAGCGUAUGUUUCUCAGACUGCAUGGAUCCAAACAGGAACUGUACAAGAUAAUAUCCUCUUUGGAUCUUUAAUGGACAUAAAAUUAUACCAAGAAACACUUGUGAGGUGCUCGUUGGUCAAGGACCUUGAAGUGCUUCCAUUUGGCGACCUUACCCAAAUUGGGGAGAGAGGAGUAAAUCUUAGUGGUGGUCAGAAGCAGCGUGUUCAGCUUGCUCGUGCAUUGUACCAGAAUGCAGACAUCUAUCUUCUCGAUGACCCUUUCAGUGCUGUUGAUGCCCAUACAGCAACAAGUCUCUUCAAUGAAUAUGUGAUGAGUGCUCUAUCAGAGAAGACUGUUCUUUUAGUGACCCACCAAGUGGAUUUUCUACCCAUAUUUGAUUCCAUUCUGUUAAUGUCAGAUGGAGAGGUUAUCCAGUCAGCACCAUAUCAAGAUUUGUUGGCAGAUUGUCAAGAAUUUAAAUACCUUGUAAAUGCCCAUCAAGAUACUGUUGCUGUUUCAGAUAUUACCAAUGUGGUUUAUCGCCGACAAAAAGAAAUACCAACAAAGGAGACUGAUGGCAUUCAUGGAAACAUAUAUUUAGAGUCUGUGAAGCCAUCACCAGUAGAUCAGCUGAUAAAGAGAGAGGAAAGAGAAUCGGGUGAUACAGGUCUUAAGCCUUAUAUGCUUUACCUGCACCAGAACAAAGGCUUCUUGUAUGCGUCUCUUUGUGUUAUAUCUCACAUAAUUUUCAUAGCUGGGCAAAUAUCACAGAAUUCAUGGAUGGCUGCUAAUGUCCAAAAUCCUGGUGUUAGUACACUGAAGUUAAUUUCUGUGUACAUUGGCAUUGGAGUUUGCACAAUGUUCUUUGUGCUGUCAAGGUCUUUAUUCGCCGUUGUUCUUGGGAUCCAGACUUCAAGAUCCUUAUUUUCCCAAUUACUUAAUUCAUUGUUCCGUGCACCUAUGUCCUUUUUUGAUUCUACCCCUUUAGGAAGGGUUCUUAGCAGGGUCUCUUCAGAUUUGAGUAUCAUUGACCUUGAUAUUCCAUUUGCGUUCAUGUUUGCCUUUAGUUCCAGCUUAAAUGCAUAUAGCAAUAUGGGUGUAAUUGCUGUUGUUAUAUGGCAAGUUCUAUUUGUAUCGGUGCCGAUGGUUCUCUUGGCAAUUCGGUUGCAGAGGUAUUAUUUAGCCUCAGCUAAGGAAUUGAUGCGAAUCAACGGCACUACCAAGUCUGCUCUAGCCAAUCACUUAGGUGAAUCAGUUUCAGGGGCUAUAACAAUACGUGCCUUUGGAGAAGAAGACCGUUUUUUUGCUAAAAAUUUGGAGCUAGUUGACAAGAAUGCUGGCCCAUACUUCUAUAAUUUCGCAGCAACUGAAUGGUUGAUUCAACGUUUGGAAAUAAUGAGUGCUGCAGUUCUUUCUUUUUCUGCUUUUGUCAUGGCUCUCCUUCCUACAGGAACCUUUGGCCCUGGUUUUGUUGGUAUGGCAUUGUCCUAUGGCCUUUCCCUAAAUAAUUCUUUUGUUAGCUCUAUUCAAAAGCAAUGCGACCUUGCAAAUAAAAUAAUAUCUGUCGAACGAGUGGACCAGUACAUGGACAUACAGAGUGAAGCAGCGGAAGUUAUUGAAGAAAACCGACCAGUACCAGAUUGGCCCCAAGUUGGCAAUGUGGAGCUUAAAGAUUUGAAGAUUAGGUAUAGGAAAGAUGCUCCCCUGGUACUACAUGGUAUCACUUGCAAGUUUGAAGGUAGAGAUAAGAUUGGUAUAGUUGGUCGAACAGGAAGUGGCAAGACAACUCUAAUUGGUGCACUAUUUCGUCUUGUUGAACCUGCUGGAGGGAAUAUAAGUAUCGACUCUGUGGAUAUCACCACACUAGGCUUGCAUGACCUGCGUUCGCGUUUGGGUAUCAUUCCACAAGAGCCAACACUUUUUCAGGGUACAGUAAGAUAUAAUCUGGAUCCUCUUGGGAACUUCUCAGAUCAACAAAUAUGGGAGGUUCUUGGCAAAUGCCAACUUCUUGAAGCUGUCCAGGAGAAGGAGCAGGGAUUGGAUUCACUUGUUGCAGAAGACGGGUCAAACUGGAGCAUGGGUCAAAGGCAGCUCUUUUGUUUAGGCCGCACACUUUUGAGAAGGUGUCGUAUCUUAGUUCUUGACGAAGCAACAGCCUCUAUAGACAAUGCAACAGAUGCCAUCCUUCAGAAAACGAUCCGGACCGAGUUCAAACACUGCACCGUUAUUACAGUCGCCCACCGUAUACCGACAGUCAUGGACUGCGAUAUGGUGCUUGCAAUGAGCGAUGGGAGAGUAGCGGAGUAUGACAAACCCAAAAGGCUCAUGCAAACUGAAGGGUCUCUCUUCCGCGAGCUGGUCAACGAGUACAGGUCAUACACAUCGAAUGAAAACAUUUAGGAGAGAUUAUCGAUGGCGUGUGUAUACUGCUGCAGUUUCUCAGGAGAUAUGCUAGAAUAAAUUUCAGAAAAGGUAUGUUUUGCCUUGAGAAGAUAACAGGUGAUCUGUUGCUGUACCUCAAUGGGAUUCAUCUAUUUGAAAUCUGAAGAAAAUACAGAGCUAUCUUCUAGUUAUUGCCUGGAAACAUCUUUUGCUAUGUGUUUUUGGAGCAACAUACGAUGUAGCUUAUCUCCGUUGGCAGUUUUUGCCGCUAUUCAGAAGCGCUGAGGCUGACAUAAAUCAUGAGCGUUUCUUUUGCUCCAGCAGUCGGAUAUCGAUGCCUAAAUGGGAGGGACUUCAAAUCUGUAACCCUGCUGUCACCAUUGAUAUAUUGUUGGGGCUGCUUAGGAGAAGGAAUGAUCUGAUUCUGAUGAUAUAUUGUUGGAACUAGUUUGUAUACAUUAUACUUUGCUGUACUAGCUUACCGUAGUAAUUCCACUUAUUGUCAGUGUACUAUCCUGGAUGUAACACAAAAAUAGAUUCAUCAUAAUCUAUUGCAGUCUACUCCCAGAACAA
Lolium perenne is the source of this 5434-nucleotide messenger RNA. RefSeq names its product ABC transporter C family member 10. Gene Ontology annotation, biological process: transmembrane transport. Gene Ontology annotation, cellular component: membrane. The record is from RefSeq and is a predicted model, not a curated record. Lineage: Eukaryota; Viridiplantae; Streptophyta; Magnoliopsida; Poales; Poaceae. Gene Ontology annotation, molecular function: ATP hydrolysis activity; ABC-type transporter activity; ATP binding.